GGUCCAAACCCAGCCUCUCUCGCUCUCUCUCUCUGUGUGUGUGUGUGUGUGUUUGUGUGUUUCAGUGUGUGUGUGUUUGUGUGUGUGAGGCUGCAAGUGUGCGCCUGUCGCAGACUAGCAGACACAGCUUGUGCCCACCAGACUUUUUCCCCUUCCUUUCUUUUUUAACCUUGCUCUCGCCGCGGUGCUCAGCUCAGGGCCUGCUCCUUCCUCUCUCCACUUCAGGAUAAAGAAGGAUCAGCGUAGGGGGGGGACACAGCCUUUGCCUCACCCCUCCUUUAACUCUCACCACCUCGUAGUUGGCUGACAGCUCCUGGCGGACGUGCAGGCAGGAUGAUAGCCGCUCAGCUUCUGGCCUACUACUUCACCGAGUUGAAGGAUGAUCAACUCAAGAAGAUUGAUAAGUACCUGUACUCCAUGCGGUUCUCGGAUGACACGUUGAAGGACAUCAUGAACCGGUUCCGCAGGGAGAUGGAGAACGGGCUCGGCCGUGACACCAGCCCGACCGCCACCGUCAAGAUGCUGCCCACCUUCGUCAGGUCCAUCCCUGACGGAUCAGAAAAGGGGGACUUCAUAGCUCUGGACCUCGGGGGGUCAAACUUCAGGAUCCUUCGGGUCAAAGUGACGCAGGACAAGAAGCAGCCGGUUCAAAUGGAGAGCCAGGUCUACGAGACCCCCGAUGACAUCAUCCACGGCAGCGGGUCACGGCUCUUUGCCCAUGUAGCAGAUUGCCUGGGCGACUUCAUGGAGAGGCAAAAAAUCAAGGACAAAAAGCUUCCAGUGGGAUUUACGUUCUCCUUCCCCUGCAACCAAACCAAACUGGAUGAGGCGGUCUUGGUGACAUGGACAAAGAAGUUUAAGGCCAGUGGUGUUGAAGGCAUGGACGUUGUGAGUCUUCUGAACAAGGCCAUCAAGAAACGAGGGGACUACGAGGCGGACAUCAUGGCGGUGGUGAAUGACACAGUCGGCACCAUGAUGACCUGUGGAUUUGACGAUCAGCGCUGUGAAGUGGGCAUCAUCAUAGGAACGGGAACGAACGCCUGCUACAUGGAAGAAUUGCGUCACAUCGACCAGGUGGAAGGAGACGAAGGCCGGAUGUGCAUCAACACGGAGUGGGGGGCCUUCGGGGAUGACGGGUCCCUGGAGGACAUCCGCACAGAGUUUGACCGCGAGAUCGACAGGGGUUCCAUCAACCCAGGAAAGCAGCUGUUUGAAAAGAUGGCCAGUGGGAUGUACAUGGGGGAGCUGGUUCGACUCAUCCUGGUCAAGAUGGCCAAAGAGGGGCUGCUAUUUGAGGGACGGAUAACCCCCGAGCUCCUGACCAAAGGAAAGAUCGAGACUAAACACGUCUCCGCCAUUGAAAAGAGCAAAGAAGGACUGAAGAAGUGUAUGGAAACCCUGACGAGGCUCGGGGUGGAGCCCUCCGAUGAAGACUGUCUGGCGGUGCAGCACGUGUGCACCAUCGUAUCCUUCCGCUCGGCCAAUCUGAUUGCUUCGACCCUGGGAGGAAUCCUCGCUCGGCUCAAGGAGAACAAAGGAGUCGGACGCCUGCGAACCACGGUGGGCAUCGACGGGUCCCUCUACAAGAUGCACCCUCAAUACGCCCGCCGUCUGCACAAGACGGUGCGCCGCCUGGUCCCGGACUCAGACGUCCGCUUCCUGCUGUCCGAGAGUGGGAGUGCGAAAGGCGCCGCCAUGGUGACGGCCGUGGCCUACCGUUUGACGGAGCAGGCUCGCCAGAUUCAGCAGACUAUGGCGGAGUUCCGGCUGAGCAAAGCGCAGCUGUUGGAAGUGAAGAAGCGCAUGAGGGUGGAGAUCGAAAGAGGCCUCAAGAAGAACACCCACCAGGAAGCCACGGUCAAAAUGCUGCCUACUUUUGUCAGAACAACACCGGAUGGAACAGAGAACGGAGAUUUCCUCGCUCUGGACCUCGGAGGGACAAACUUCCGCGUGCUUCUGGUAAAGAUCCGAGGCGGCAAGAAGCGAUCAGUGGAGAUGCACAACAAAAUCUACGCCAUUCCCAUAGAAGUCAUGCAGGGCACAGGAGAAGAGCUCUUUGACCACAUUGUGCACUGCAUCUCCGACUUCCUGGACUACAUGGGCAUGAAAAGCGCUCGCCUGCCGCUGGGUUUCACCUUCUCCUUCCCCUGCCAUCAGACCAGCCUGGACGCAGGUAUCCUCGUAACCUGGACCAAAGGAUUCAAGGCCACAGACUGUGAGGGCGAAAACGUGGUGGAGCUUCUUCGGGAAGCGAUCAAGAGGAAAGAGGAGUUUGAGCUGGAUGUGGUUGCCAUAGUGAACGACACAGUGGGGACGAUGAUGACCUGUGCAUAUGAGGAACCCAACUGUGAGGUCGGGCUGAUCGCAGGGACCGGCAGCAACGCCUGCUACAUGGAGGAGGCGAAGAACAUCGAGAUAGUGGAGGGAAGCGAGGGACGCAUGUGUGUCAACAUGGAGUGGGGAGCGUUCGGAGACAACGGCUGCCUGGACGACAUCAGGACGAAGUACGACCAGGCCGUGGACGAGAACUCGCUCAACGAAGGCAAACAAAGAUAUGAGAAGAUGUGCAGCGGUAUGUACCUCGGAGAGAUCGUCAGGCAGAUCUUGAUUGAUAUGACCAGGCGCGGCUUCCUCUUCCGGGGACAAAUCUCCGAGACGUUGAAGACCAGGGGCAUCUUCGAGACGAAGUUCCUGUCACAGAUAGAGAGCGAUCGUCUGGCGCUGCUGCAGGUCAGGGCGAUCCUGCAGCAGCUGGGGCUCGACAGCACCUGUGACGACAGUAUCAUCGUCAAGGAGGUGUGCGGCACGGUGUCCCGCCGCGCCGCUCAGAUCUGUGGAGCCGGGAUGGCUGCUGUGGUGGACAAGAUCCGUGAGAACAGGGGACUGGACCACCUGGACAUCACCGUGGGCGUGGACGGCACGCUCUACAAGCUGCACCCACACUUCUCGCGGAUCUUCAUGCAGACGGUGAAGGAGCUCGCCCCCAAAUGUGACGUCAACUUCCUGCUAUCCGAGGACGGCAGCGGCAAGGGGGCCGCCCUCAUCACCGCCGUGGGCUGCCACCAGAGAGAGCUGGACGCACAGCAGCAGCACUGAGCGGCUCCAUGCCAUCCCGUUAGACCCCAAGAACUACCUGCUGCUCCACCCGAGACCUUCACCCACCGCACAGCCCAACUCCCAUCUUCCCCUUGGCAGCCGUGACUCCACCUCUGCCCCACCUGCCCCCCCCCACUCCCACACAAAGCCAGAGAGUCAUGCUGCAUGAAUAGGGAAUUAAAUAUCUAAAUAUUUAUUUAUAACCACACCAGAGGGUUUAUUAUUUACAUGUUUGUACAUUUUCCUCAAUAGCUUGUCUGGUAACUGAUAAAUCUAAACUCAUUAGGUGUGCAAUAUUUGUGUAUUGCUAAUUUUAUUUUUAUAUGGAGGCAAAUAUAUAAUUGUAUUUAUAUAGCUGAGGCCACUUUGAACCCCAGAGGUCAUUAGGAUUUUGCACCAUAGCCACAGGAAAAAAGAAAAGGCAGCACUUUUUAUAUUAGAGCUACCAGAGCAGCAUUUCAAUGUAACUUCCAAAUGAAGGUCGUCCUUCUCACUGAAUGACGAAACUCAUUUUUCUACAGGCUCCACUGGUUCAGAAAACCAGUUCCAAAUGAAAGUCACGGCUGUUCAAAAUCACCCUCAUUUCUGUGCAACAUGCUCACACGAUGUGCUUGGCUACUAACCAGUUUUUUUGUGUACCUAUCAAUGUAACGCACAUGUUAAGCAGUAUUCCAGCAGCACCGCACCAUUUAUUCCUCCAGAGGUGGGAGGCUAGAGAAGGCGUUAGCGUAUCCUGUUGCUAUGUGUGAACUACUAUACUUUUGGUGUUGUGAUGAAUUCCCACUUCUACUCAUUGUUUGUGCAAAAAACAAUAAAUGUUUAUUGGGCCCCAAGAAAAGAGUGGAUACCACGAGCGCUUUCGUGUGCAUUUGUGGCUGAGUGUCAGUGUGUGUCCGUGUCUGUAACGACCUGUAGCUUUCAAUGUUCCCAGCUCUGUGGAGACUGCAUGCCUUACAUUAAGACAAAAGGAGCGAACCGGUUCAUUUCCCUUUUAUCGUUUUGUUUUAUUUUCUACAUCCAUAUAGAUGUGUGGUCCACACAGUGAAAAGUGAAUUCAUUAAAUUAUAUUUUG
Messenger RNA from Anoplopoma fimbria (sablefish), 4168 nucleotides. RefSeq names its product hexokinase-1-like. Gene Ontology annotation, molecular function: ATP binding; fructokinase activity; glucokinase activity. NCBI's taxonomy places the organism in Eukaryota, Metazoa, Chordata, Actinopteri, Perciformes, Anoplopomatidae. Gene Ontology annotation, cellular component: mitochondrion; cytosol. Bases 334 to 3096 code for a protein of 920 amino acids. The record is from RefSeq and is a predicted model, not a curated record. Gene Ontology annotation, biological process: glycolytic process; glucose 6-phosphate metabolic process; intracellular glucose homeostasis. The transcript is spliced from 18 exons.